Molecule: messenger RNA, 1452 nt
Organism: Colias croceus (clouded yellow)
Lineage: Eukaryota; Metazoa; Arthropoda; Insecta; Lepidoptera; Pieridae
Product: uridine phosphorylase 1-like
Exons: 8
Coding region: 348-1400 (350 amino acids)
Biological process (GO): uridine catabolic process; nucleotide catabolic process
Cellular component (GO): cytosol; cytoplasm
Molecular function (GO): uridine phosphorylase activity
Source: RefSeq, a predicted model, not a curated record
UAAUAAACUUCGGAACGUGUCAGAUAAAUUGCAGAUAACAGAUAAAAUGUCAGCAGUCAGUUGACUUGACAAUUGACAGAUAAAUAUUUAGUUUGGGUUCCCGGCAAAUUACAAAUUACAAUUUACAUCCAAACUCAAUUUAGAGAUUAGAGAUUAGUUGUAGUGAUUUCUCCUUUAAAUAUUACCUUGGUGAUCCAGUUUUUCGUAUUCCGGUAGUGGAAACCGGAAUCUAUAUAAUAUAAAAAUGAAUCCCUAUUUCCCUUGGGGACGGCAUCACGCGUUAACGGCUGGACCGAUUCUGAUAAUUCUUAUUUUGAUGUAUUCGUUAUUGUCCGGAGAAGGAUCUUAUGAAAGAAAAACUUCACGUGUUUGACAAUUUGCGCGAAGACAGGCCAACGUCUGUCGGAUAUAAAAUGGAGUGUACAUGUGACUAUAUCCUCAAAACACAGCCUGACUGGGAGGAGCAUUACGAAAACUGCAAGGUCAAGUGGAUUGCUCGUGAAAAGCGAGAUUAUCCAAAAAACAACGAUGGGACAUUGCGACUCAGAAAUAAGCAUCUAUUAAAAUUGGAUUAUGAUGUACUGUACCAUUUGGGGUUGGACACGAAGACCCACGAUCUGCAAGCAAUGUUCGGCGAUGUUAAAUUUGUAUGUAUGGGUGGUACGAAAUAUAGAAUGAAGGAAACUGCAAAGCACAUGGCUAAUAUACUAGAUAUACAGUGUGACUUCAAGAAUAUAGUUAAACAGGGUCACAGAUACGCACUAUAUAAAGUUGGCCCCGUUUUGUGUCUUAGUCAUGGUAUGGGCGUUCCAUCUAUGACGAUAGCUCUAGAGGAGAUAUUGAAGUUACUGCACUAUGCUAAAGCUAAAGAUCCCAUAAUAUUGCGUCUCGGUACUAGCGGUGGGAUCGGAGUGACGCCGGGCGCUGUCGUUAUAUCCUCGUCUGCUUUAAACGAUACUCUGGAAAUGUGUUAUAAGCUCGCGAUUUUGGGUGAGGAGAAAAAGUUUCCAUGCAAUUUUGACAAACGAUUGAACCAAGAACUCUUGUCAGUCGCCGAUAGCGAAGAUUUUGAAACUCAUCUUGGAGUUACAUUGUGUGCAAAUGAUUUUUACAGAGGUGAAGCGAGAACGGACGGUGCGUUCUGCGACUACACAGAAGCAGACAAACAGACAUACUUGCAGAAAUUAUUACAAUUAGGUGUAAAGAAUAUGGAAAUGGAGGCCACAGCGUUCGCCCACUUUACAAGCGCGGCCGGUGUGCGGGCUGCUGAUGUGUGUGUCACGUUACUUGAUCGAUUGUUGGGGGAUCAGGUAACACCGGAAAAAGAAGUUUUAACGGAGUGGCAGAAACGUCCUGCGAAAAUUGUAGGAAAUUAUAUUCUCAAAUAUUAUAAUAAAUAACCUUUGUUUUACUUGGAAGUGAAAUAUACUUAUAUUUUAUAUUUUUAUAGUG